AAAACUAAAUGACUGGCUCGGCACUCUUAUCUCUCAUAACCCGGCAUUAUAACAUUUUAAACAUUGUUGCUAAACGACAGACCGACAGAGAACACCAAGGUCCAUCACUGUUAAUAUUAUAUAGCCUUUGAACUUGAAUGACAAUGGGACAGACCUCAUCAUCUUCUGUUGAUAUGAACUCCAAGGAAGCAAAGUACAUAGGAGAAAUGAUACAUGAUCACUGUGUUGUAGUUUUCUCAAAGCAAUAUUGCCCGUACUGUAAAAUGGCUAAAGAUGUAUUCAAUGAUCUACAAGCUAAAUAUGAAGUGGUGGAACUCGAUCAAAGAGAUGAUGGAGCUCAAUUACAGAACAUACUUAGUCACAUGACUGGUGCAAGAACUGUGCCCAGAGUAUUUGUGAGAGGGAAGUGUAUAGGAGGUGGAACAGAAACAAAAUCAUUACAAAAAUCUGGAAAAUUGGAGCCUAUGCUAAGAGAGUGCGGAGCACUCUAAUUAUGACAUAUUCUGUUGGCAUGGCAACUCACAGCCUUAUAAAUACACUGUAAAUAUUCAUAAAGACUUGUGCUUGGAUCAAUAUUUGUUGAAAUUUGAAGCAUUAUAUUGAGUAUUGACCACAAUGCAUCAUGGACAUUACUUUAAACUUGUAAAUAGUUGUGUGAAUUAUAUAUUUUAAUUGAGAUGUUUUUAUACAUUUUAGUCAAUUACUUUAUGAAUUACAAUUACAACAAGUUUCUGACAUGUUUUUAUGACCUAACAGUAGUGUAACUGUAUUUUAUAAUCACAGCCAAUACUUGCCGGGCAAGAUUUUUAGACUUUAUUUACAUUUCUUUCUUCUUUAUAAUUGAUAUGCAAACGUGAGAAAUGGACAUUAUUGUGUUUAUGUAAGAGUUAUA
Molecule: messenger RNA, 892 nt
Organism: Saccoglossus kowalevskii
Lineage: Eukaryota; Metazoa; Hemichordata; Enteropneusta; Harrimaniidae
Cellular component (GO): mitochondrion
Molecular function (GO): protein-disulfide reductase activity
Source: RefSeq, a predicted model, not a curated record